This is a messenger RNA of Puntigrus tetrazona (Sumatra barb), 2544 nucleotides long. RefSeq names its product chondroitin sulfate proteoglycan 5a (gene cspg5a). The record is from RefSeq and is a predicted model, not a curated record. The transcript has 5 exons. Bases 420 to 1982 code for a protein of 520 amino acids. Gene Ontology annotation, biological process: nervous system development. Lineage: Eukaryota; Metazoa; Chordata; Actinopteri; Cypriniformes; Cyprinidae.
GGGAGACAGUGGGAGCCGAAAUCAUUUUCCCUCUCAUACUGUGAGAACGCGUAGAAUCGCAUCUCUCCAAGUGGACGCGCGUCGGUUUGGUUUCACAACCCGAUUGAUUCGGCCGUGUCCGCGCAGCGCCGUCCGUCCGUCCUCACGCUUCUCAGCAAGAUCACCGACUUGCAUUUUGUCUGUGGCAAUGGGACCAUAAAGGAACAAAUUCCAUCGCAUUGAAAAAAAAAUAGAAGUAAACAAAUACGACCAGUGAAGACGCCUCACAAAAGAAGUGGACAUGGAGACGCGCAGAGGAGAUACGCUAUAACAGAUUGGUCAAACCACAUCCAGGAUUUACUUCUCGACUUGAACACUUUUUGUUUCCAAAGGGUUAUAGAAUUUUUUCCUUCUGCUAGAUUUGUUAGUUACGCGCAAGCAUGAACCGAAAGGAGAUGAGGUCGCGUUUGAGAUGCUGGAGCGUGCCGAUGCUGUCUGUCCUUCUGCUCGUCUUCUUGACGCCGCUGUUUGCACAUGCAGGUAACUCUGUGGUGGGAAAUGAAACUGAAGUUGAUAGUGCUGUUAACGUGACCUCCUUGUCUACCGGGGAUGAGGAGGAGAAGAUAGAGGAAGUGUCACAGUUCACCAGCUUAUCCAGCUCCUCAGACCUGACUCGCACCGGACGAAAGUUUAGAGAUGAAGAAGCAGGCAGCGGCAUGCUGGAAGACACCCUCCAGCCAACUCCUGGAGCUCCAACUUCCAGUGAAGGUGCCACAACCACUUUGGCAAGCCCAGAGAUCAGCUCCGAGUCAGCUGAGACCGAACACUUGCUUCUCCAUGAGCCUGUCAGUACCUCCUUCGUGAAGGAGCAUGUCACUCCCUUCAUGGAGGAAGAGGAUGAGGAAGAGCCUACACUACCACCCUGGCAGGAUGCUAAAGAAGACGUGGAGACCACUGUGUUUGACCUCGACUCUGAGACAUCUCCUACAACCCCACCUCCAACUCAUCCCCCUUCCCCGUUCCACGUCACUGUAGAUUUCUUUGACCCUGGCUCCCGCCGCAAGAACCUUGGCCCACCGUCUCAUUCCCCGCAUGAGCUUCAGGGCCGUGACCCCACCUCCUGGUCAAUGCCUGACAACUACGACUACAUGACGCCCUUUGACGACAGUGUGUCUCCCACCACCGAAGAUUACCCCUACAGCAGCACUACUGACUCUUAUGAUGAUGACAUCUCCACUACUCCUCCUUCCAAACGCUUUCCUCCUCGAUUGCCCUCCAACCCUGUUUUCACGCUCCCCAAAGGAUCCACUGUGGGUGCAGGCCCCCGUGCUCCCCCUGGUGUGGUCGAUUCAGUUAACGGCUCUGAAUGUCGACAGGGUUUUGUCCGCAUCAAUGGCUCCUGCAAGUCCCCAUGUGACCUGCAGCCCAACUACUGCUUCAAUGGGGGCCAGUGCUACAUUAUGGAAGGAGCUCAAAUGUUCUGCAGGUGCAACAUCCAGGACUACAUGUGGCACAAGGGUGCCCGCUGCGAGUCGGUCAUCACCGAGUUCCAGGUAAUGUGCAUCGCCAUCGGGGCCUCCGCUCUCAUGGUGCUCCUGCUCUUCAUGAUCGUCGUUUGCUUUGCCAAGAAGCUGCACGUGCUCAAGACCGAGAAUAACAAGUUGCGCAAGCGCAGCAGUAAGUACCGUCCUUCCUCGGAGCACCACAAUGAUAAUUUCUCGUUGUCCACCAUCGCUGAGGGCUCCCAUCCAAAUGUAAGGAAACUUUGCGACACCCCUCCUAACCUCCCUCAUGCCCGUGCUUUGGCUUACUAUGAUAACAUUAUCUGUCAGGAUGAUCCUAAUACCCAGAACAAGCUGGAGGACCCCGUGAAGGCGCCCCCACCCAAAGAGGACGAGUCGCUGAACAUCCAGAACUCGCUCACCCCUAAGCACGAGAACCAUAAGGUGCUGGGCGAGGAGAACUCUUCGGAGGUAAACUCGCUGCAGAACAACAUGAUGUAGAACAGAAACAAGCACCCCACGCCACCACGUCCACGAUCACUUAAAGCAUCGAGCAGCAGACGCUACGAGCAGCCACACCCACCACACCAUCACCACAUGACAGAAAACUUUAAAAACCCCGCCCCUACCCACUCAGUCUCCGCCUCCUGCCCCGCCCCUUGUUGCAGUCCUGUAGUCGACCCACCCCUGACCCAGCCCUUAUAUAUAUAUAUAUACACACACCUACCCCUGCCUAACUGAAUUACGGCAUGCGUUGGUGUAUAUUGUAAAAAAAAAAAAGAAGAAAAAAGUAAAACAUAUUCGGGGUUUAAAAUAUAAAAUGUUGUCAUAAAAGAAAAAGCUACUGAGAGGUUUUGAUGUUUGUCUGACUAAUUCAGUGAGUAUGUAUAAAUAUAUGGAAAAAAUGCUUGGAUUGAUAUAAAGAAAAAACACAAUGUGUCUUUGUUUUGAUGUGAUUUCUAAUCCUUUGAUGUACUUGUUUUAUUUUGUACUUUUUUGGGAAUAUAAACUACGAAGAGAAAAAAAUCUGACAGUUGUUGAAAUAAACCUUUUUAACACUAAA